AUGAACAGCAGCCGAUGCUCCGAGCAGAAGAAGGAGCGAGAACCGGUCGUGCUCAUCGCGCUGGCAGUCUCCGUCUGCGUUCAAAGCGAAGCUCCUCGUGGGUACGUACUGAACAAGGCUGCCGGUAAAGCAUACAAAGUGAUGUACCAAGCACAAAGUUGGACUCGCGCGAAGGUGGAAUGUGAAGCGAAUGGCGCUACACUGGCGGUGCCGAAAUCACCGGAAGAGUUCGAGUUCCUGCAGAGGUUGGUGCGCGGUUUGUACUACCCGCACGUCGUGGGCUCCUGGUACAAGCUGCUGGUGUGGCUCGGCAUCAGCAAUCUUGAGGACUACACUGUCUGGAAGAACAUCGAUGGUGAAAAUAUCAACAAAACAGGUUUCAGCAAGUGGGCCAGCAGUUUUGUCGCUUUCAGCAAUGACCCCAAGGAGCCUCAUUGCGCUGGGAUGGAUGCCGUCAACAAUGGUCUACGGGACUACUGGUGCCACCUCCGCCAGCCCUACAUAUGCCAGCUGCAGGUGAACCCUAGCGAGCCUCCCACCUACAAUCAAUUUAACGAGCCCAGCAGCUAAUAUUACAUAAACAUACAUACUUAAAAUUUUUCGU
Messenger RNA from Spodoptera exigua (beet armyworm), 604 nucleotides. The record is from the annotation of a GenBank genome assembly. NCBI's taxonomy places the organism in Eukaryota, Metazoa, Arthropoda, Insecta, Lepidoptera, Noctuidae.